AUGAUCAGUCAACGUGUCCCGUGGGAGAAAAAAUCGACAAUAUCGGCAACGACAGUUGUUCCGGAUUUAAACAUCAGUGAAUGGGACAAAGAUACGUCGAUAUCGCUGAAUGGUAUAAACAGUUUACUUCCACCACUCAAUACCAGUGUUUGCGAUCAUAAUGCCACUAUUCAUAUGGACUUAUCUGGAGCAUCGGAAUCUACAAUCGAAGUGGUCACAACAUCAGUGAGUCCUCAAGCAGCAAUUUGUAAUGCUCUUUUAUCCAUGCGUCCAUCGGUCAUUCAACAGCCGCCAACCAAGAAGGUGGUACUUGGUCGUCAAGCAGAACAACUUUUAACGUGUGAAGAAGCAUUACCUCAGAUGAGGGAGAAAGAAGAGCGAGCAGCCAAGAAAGCGACACCAGUUCAGAAAAGGACAUCAGUGAAAGAGAAAAGAAUUCCAAAGCAAAGAAAUUGUGCACAAUUGAAGAUGUUAGUGUUAGAACAAUUUGUCAAAGAUGAUGCUUUAACCGGUGUCCAUAAUAGAAUGUCUUUUCUGGCAUUAAAUAGCAAACAAGGCGCAGCACGAUCUCAGCAUGUGAAAGAAAUAGAUCGAUCAUUGAAUCAACCAGCAAUACAUCAUUUACAAAUAAUUGCACAUUUGAUAGGCAAGGUCGAAUAUCGUUUAAGUAAAAAACCGUUUGAUAGUCAUAGUGAAAAGAAAGAUGUUUGUCAUAAAUUUAUAAUCAAAGCAAGAAAAACAAUACAAGAAUUAUUUAUUACAAAUGCAGUUAAACGAAAUGAAUUUGGUACACCUGUUCUCUAUGUCGAAUUAGAUACAUGUAUACAACAAUCUUAUUCAUUGUGGCAAGAAGGGACAGUGGUUGAAAAGAGUAAAAAUGGUAGUUAUCUGAAAGAGCCGAUACCAAAGGAUCCGGCUGAAAGAAUUGAAUUCGAAAAACGCCUCGAUAAACAUAACCUUUCAUUAACCGUUUUUCAACGGUCAUAUGAAUUAUCAGUUAAUCCUCUGAAAUCUACCAUUUCAUCGAGAUUUAUAAACCAUUAUACAGCAUCGUCAAAUUUACCCAAAUAUGUAAGUGAAUUUCAUAAAUAUAAACAUAAUGCUGAUAUGAUGAAGAAAAUCAAUGAGUUGCUGAUAGACGAACAAAUUCGGUCAAUACAAGGAAGUAAUGGUGUACAAUAUGAAAUUCGUCCAAAUCCUAUACAAUUCUUUAAUCAACAAUCACCAUCGAAUAGUUCAAUUGCGACGAUUGGACAAGAUGGUUCACCUCUGGCACUAAACGCAUCAUCAGCACAUACGGAUCAAACGCAACAAUUUCAUCUGUUAGAUACGCCAUCAAGAACUACAACAAUAUCACCGUCGACAACUUCUCGUCACAGUCAUCAUAGUUCAGUUCGCAAUCGUUUACUCUGA
Messenger RNA from Didymodactylos carnosus, 1413 nucleotides. Lineage: Eukaryota; Metazoa; Rotifera; Eurotatoria; Philodinida; Philodinidae. The record is from the annotation of a GenBank genome assembly.